This is a messenger RNA of Oncorhynchus gorbuscha (pink salmon), 1876 nucleotides long. RefSeq names its product methionine sulfoxide reductase B1b (gene msrb1b). The record is from RefSeq and is a predicted model, not a curated record. Gene Ontology annotation, molecular function: peptide-methionine (R)-S-oxide reductase activity. Lineage: Eukaryota; Metazoa; Chordata; Actinopteri; Salmoniformes; Salmonidae. The transcript is spliced from 5 exons.
AUGUGCGGAAGCUUAUCUUGUAGCCCGAUCCAUUCUGUGCUGGCAGUCUAUUUAAGUGGUGCUGUCAAAGCUCAUCUCCACAAAUAGUGUUCUUCCUUUACAUUCAGAAUGUCUUUUUGCUCCUUUUUUGAUGGCGAGGUCUAUAAAGACCAUUUCAAAACAGGUAUGUAUGUGUGUUCUCAGUGCAACAACCCGCUGUUCUCCAGCAGGUCUAAGUUCCCCCACUCCUCCCCGUGGCCUGCCUUCACUGAGACCAUCAAAGAGGACAGUGUCACCAAGAUGAUGGAGUCACUCACAGCCUUCAAGGUGCUUUGUGGGAAGUGUGGUAACGGACUGGGCCAUGAGUUUGUCAACGACGGUCCGGAGGAAGGCAUCUCACGAUUCUGAAUAUUCAGCAACUCGCUCAAGUUUGUCCCAAAUAAAGACAAACAGUAAGUCGAGUUGAGGAGCCCAAGCAGGUAGCUGUAGCCUCACACCACAUCCCUGUGUAAGGGACUGGUCAGUAUGUGACGUGGACAGGAACAAGGCCCAGGAGGGACACCCUGUACACUGAUGACUCUAUGACCAGCCUGGAAUACAGGGACAUUCUAGAGAAACAUUAUUUUUCACCAAGAUAGUUGUUCUAUAGACGUGGUAGUGUUUUUCAGUGCAUCACAGAUCUAAAAGCAUUCCUUGAAAACCUCUUAUAAUAAGCAUGCAGAUCUAGUUGAUCUUUAAGAUAUAGGUUACAUUAAGAUAUAGGUUACGUUAAGAUAUAGGUUACAUUAAGAUAUAGGUUACAUUAAGAUAUAGGUUACGUUAAGAUAUAGGUUACGUUAAGAUAUAGGUUACGUUAAGAUAUAGGUUACAUUAAGAUAUAGGUUACAUUAAGAUAUAGGUUACAUUAAGAUAUAGGUUACGUUAAGAUAUAGGUUACGUUAAGAUAUAGGUUACGUUAAGAUAUAGGUUACGUUAAGAUAUAGGUUACGUUAAGAUAUAGGUUACGUUAAGAUAUAGGUUACGUUAAGAUAUAGGUUACGUUAAGAUAUAGGUUACAUUAAGAUAUAGGUUACAUUAAGAUAUAGGUUACAUUAAGAUAUAGGUUACGUUAAGAUAUAGGUUACGUUAAGAUAUAGGUUACGUUAAGAUAUAGGUUACGUUAAGAUAUAGGUUACGUUAAGAUAUAGGUUACAUUAAGAUAUAGGUUACGUUAAGAUAUAGGUUACGUUAAGAUAUAGGUUACGUUAAGAUAUAAGCCUAUUGUGGAUUAUAUGCUUUUUAUGCUAAUCUGCAUUCCAUUGCUUUGUAGCAGUUCAAGCAUGUGAAGCAAUUAGAGUUUUUUUUGUUGUAUUUAGUUAUUUGAUUAUUUAUUUGAUUAUACAUACCAUGUAUUCUGUAAGGAGGUGACACAGUUGGUGCAAGGUGUCAUGUUCUUGAAAAAAACUCUCACUGCAAUUUACCCAAAGACAUACGCAGGCUUUGCUAUCACAUCUAUGCAUUUGAUGUGCAUGUAUACAACUCAUUGAAAUAUCACUUCCUUAUAUUAUGUAGAUAAAUAUUGAACAAUUAGCUGAAUUUCGGUUGUAUUGACCAUUUGUGAUUUAACAUUGCUACAGUAUAUUUGCACAUUGAGCCAUGUGAAAUGGCAUACUUGAAUUGACGAGCAUGAUUGCUUAUUAUUUAUAUGAUCUCGUAUGUCAUUUAUGACUUGGAGUCUUCUGUUGUGUGAUUCCCAUGACAUUCUUUUCAUUAAUACACGUUCUAACUGGCAAUGCAAAUGGAAUAAACAAUGAUUUUUCUGGUAUUAAUAUAAUUGCACUGAUGAAAUGCAGAUGCUUUGUUUAUCGGUCAUGAUUCUAUUAUACUGAUAACAAUAAAUGACUAUAAUUUACUAAAA